Messenger RNA from Staurois parvus, 349 nucleotides. The record is from the annotation of a GenBank genome assembly. NCBI's taxonomy places the organism in Eukaryota, Metazoa, Chordata, Amphibia, Anura, Ranidae.
GACAAAAAAUGGAACACACCAGCAGUGUGAGGAGACCUGAAAGUGGCACAUGGCAUGGCAGAGUGUGGCGAUGGAGACAGCAGCAAUGGGAGGCCGUACAGGACCCAUGAGAGACUGUGGACCUGGCAGCAGCAUGAGGAGGCGGUACAGGGGCCCAUGGCAGAUUACGGGCCUGGCAGCAGCAAUGGGAGGCCCGUAAUCUGCCAGCACCCUAUGACAAAAAAUGGAACACACCAGCAGUGUGAGGAGACCUGAAAGUGGCACAUGGCAGAGUGUGGCGAUGGAGACAGCAGCAAUGGGAGGGCCGUACAGGGACCCAUGAGACACUGUGGACCUGGCAGCAGCAUGA